UAACAUUCGUAUGAUUAAAACCCUAAUCUGAGAAACAGAGCCUAUAUAUAACAGAAAGAGUUUAACCUAGGGUUUGUAUUCUUGAGUCUAAUCGAGUAGCAGCAGCAAUGUCGAAGAGAGGUCGCGGUGGUUCCGCGGGUAACAAGUUCAGGAUGUCACUGGGUCUACCAGUGGCGGCGACGGUGAACUGCGCCGACAACACCGGAGCUAAGAAUCUCUACAUCAUUUCCGUGAAAGGUAUUAAGGGAAGAUUGAACCGUUUACCUUCAGCUUGUGUUGGUGAUAUGGUGAUGGCUACUGUGAAGAAAGGAAAGCCUGAUCUCCGUAAGAAGGUGCUUCCUGCUGUCAUCGUUCGUCAGCGUAAACCAUGGCGCCGAAAGGACGGAGUGUUCAUGUACUUCGAAGAUAAUGCUGGAGUCAUUGUUAAUCCCAAAGGAGAAAUGAAAGGUUCUGCUAUUACUGGUCCAAUUGGGAAGGAGUGUGCUGAUCUGUGGCCUAGGAUUGCAAGUGCUGCUAAUGCUAUUGUUUAAGUUUGAUUUCUAGUAUUCAUAAGGAUUUUGGUUCUGCUGUUUGAUGUUGUAUCUGGUUUUGCUUUAGGUUGAAUGUUUUUCAAAGUGACUCAGGAUAGCUUAAGAGUUUAUAAUUUCUCUUUACUGAGAAGUGUUUUGAAGAUAUUAAUUCUUAGUUAUAAGAACUGUUUGUUUUUAUGCUUG
Molecule: messenger RNA, 713 nt
Organism: Trifolium pratense (red clover)
Lineage: Eukaryota; Viridiplantae; Streptophyta; Magnoliopsida; Fabales; Fabaceae
Product: 60S ribosomal protein L23
Exons: 4
Coding region: 108-530 (140 amino acids)
Biological process (GO): translation
Cellular component (GO): ribosome; cytosolic large ribosomal subunit
Molecular function (GO): structural constituent of ribosome; large ribosomal subunit rRNA binding
Source: RefSeq, a predicted model, not a curated record